Molecule: messenger RNA, 693 nt
Organism: Lemur catta (Ring-tailed lemur)
Lineage: Eukaryota; Metazoa; Chordata; Mammalia; Primates; Lemuridae
Product: WD repeat- and FYVE domain-containing protein 4-like
Exons: 5
Coding region: 1-693 (230 amino acids)
Source: RefSeq, a predicted model, not a curated record
AUGGCGCUCUGGAUUUUAGCAACAAGCCCUGCAGGGGACUCUGAUGUGUUUGAGUUGGAAAACCCCCGCUUCUGCUGUAGAAAUAAAGAGUCUGCUUCUAGUGUUCAGGAUCUGGAAAGAGAACUCACCUGUGUGAUGCUGAGAACUGUGGCCACGCUUCUGAAAGGCUCGGUUCGGAAUGCAGUUGUCCUGAAAGACCACGGAAUGGUGCCCUUCAUCAAGAUCUUCCUGGACCACGAGUGCUACCGGGAGACCUCGCUCAGCAUCUUGGAGCAGCUGUCAGUCAUCAACACCGAGGAGUACAUGAGCAUCAUUGUGGGUGCUCUGUGCUCAUCCACUCAAGGGGAGCUGCAGCUGAAACUGGAUCUCCUUAAGUCUCUGCUCCGGAUCUUGCAGACUCCCAAGGGCCGUGCUGCUUUCAGAGUCUCCAGCGGGUUCAACGGGCUGCUGACCCUGCUCUCAGACCUGGAGGGCUCUCUCCAUGAGCCCCCGCUGCAGGCAUGGGGGGCCGUGACCCCCGGCCAGACCCUGGGGCUGGUGCUGCACACUCUUUGUGCCAUGUCUGUCGCGCUGCACCUGGACCCUGUCAACGGCGACUUCUUCAGGAGGAACGGGCUCUUUGAGAAGCUGGCCGAGGACCUGUGCCUGCUGGGCUGGCUGACACGAAGGCCAGGCCAUUUGCUGAUUUGCUGA